This is a messenger RNA of Python bivittatus (Burmese python), 4910 nucleotides long. It is a transcript of the gene ACVR2A, whose product is annotated as activin A receptor type 2A. NCBI's taxonomy places the organism in Eukaryota, Metazoa, Chordata, Lepidosauria, Squamata, Pythonidae. Gene Ontology annotation, biological process: cellular response to growth factor stimulus; activin receptor signaling pathway; protein phosphorylation. The record is from RefSeq and is a predicted model, not a curated record. Gene Ontology annotation, molecular function: ATP binding; activin binding; activin receptor activity. Gene Ontology annotation, cellular component: activin receptor complex; plasma membrane.
CAUUCCCCCCACCGCCUAGCCCAAAAAAUGUUCUACUGGAACAUAGCAAAUAUUUCCAAAUCAGAAUCCUGAGAGGGUUCAGUGUUUUCAAAAAAAACUUUUUUUUUUAAUCCGCACUAUAGCUAAAAUAAUAUAAACAGACAAGCAUGCUUUCACUUCCAGUUAAUUUAGCCAAAUGAAGUAGCACUGAACGACCCAACCGUUCUCAAUUUCUCGACUGAAAACACGACGGUCCUGAGGUUGGGGACGACUUAUCGCAGGAAACCCAAACUUCGACCUCUCAAGGGACCCGAAACACGCGUCCUCGGAAGUAAUUCCCACGGAACUCAAUAGGGUUUACUUCUAAGGAAGUGUGAGGAAUAAUUUCCGCCUUCGCCUGAUAAUACCCCCAAGACUAAAAUCCUGUGUGUGUGUCUGUGUGUGUACACACACACAGACACACACGCGCAUAUCUUUAAGAACGUGAGCUCCGCUCCUUAAAACAAAAACAUACAUAGAUUCAGACACCGUGUCGCUCUUGAGAAAAGAUCCUAUAGCCCCAAAGAACAGGAGUUCAAGUCACGUUUACACUACGCAAAAAACCGAGCAGCUCAGCUACCAACUCAACUCCCCCACCACACCUGGAACAUAAAACAGGAAGAAUCCCGCCACCGAACCCCGCGAGUCGCGAGAAGGGCGUGAGCCAAACCCCACCCAUUCGGCCUGAUUUUGCUUUUCCUUGUUCCAAAUGGCUAGUGCCAACUGCCAAUCAAGAGAAAGUCCAGCCCACGGGCGCGCACGUCCCUGAAGAGGCAGCGGUUUAAGAUUAGCGGACGGGGGAGUAGGUCCGCGCGUGCGCUAGCAGGGAGCUGUUGGGGGAGGGGGGAGAUAAAAAAAAGGGAGGUGGAGAAGAAACAAAAACAAUCGCUCGGGCGCCGCCAUCUUGGGUCCGUUCUCUCCACCACGCAAGUGAAUGGGUAGCUAUGAAAUUACCACAGGGGCGCAGCAAGGUACGGAGGGCUAUUCAGCGCUACCAGCCGGGCCUGGGGGACGAUAAAACCGGUUCUUUCCCCCUCCUUCUGUUCUUCUUCUGCUUCCGACGCCGUCCCGAGGGAAAAUCUCGGCAGGGCCCUUCCUCCUCUUCGGCGGCUCCUCAACUUCGCUACCUAGAGCACAAAGUUGGGCUUAGCCGCGUUUUCGCCGCCAGCCAGGAGACCAGGGGGUUAGACCCAGGAGCAGCAGGCUUUUCGCAGUCUGGGAGGAAGAGUUAGGGAGAGAAGAAAGGCGAGGGGCUCCUCGCCCGCUUUUCUGCCUGCCUUCCCUUGCUCUCACCGCACAGGCUCGUCUCGUCUACGCUGUAUGGGAGGCACAAGAGGAGAGAAAAAGGCGAGCAAGGAUUGACCAGGCUCCGUGCCCUCGCCCGCCCCAUUCUCAUCCACUCGCUGCGGGUGUGAAGGGAGGAGGAGGAGGAAAAGGAGAAGGAAAAAGAGGGAGGAGAAGCAAACAAAAGCCAAGUUGGACCGCGUACGAAAAAUCUGCCUGCCUCUAAACAGGUCGAAGGGGACUUGGUGGGAAAUGGUGAGCCCGUGAAGGUUUAGAGCGGAGGGCAAAAAGAAGAAGUGUACGCUGACACAUGUAUCGACAAGCUUGAAGAGGGUUUUAUUGAUCAAGGAGUAAAGAUCUUACCUACUCACCCGCCUGGCCACUCAAAAAGACCGAUGUACCCGUAUUUGAUCUCCGUGGUUAUAGAGCAUCGCUUCACCUACUUCACCCAUAUUUGAGACCUUUCAGACUACUACUUCGGGAAACCUCUCGGAAGCUCCUUGAGUUUUUUUUUAUGUAUUUUUAGAAUCAUGAAAAAAAAAAUUCACCUUUUAACAGCUGGAAACAACAUUGCCUUCCCGCCUUCCUCAUCAAUUUCAUGUGAUUUUAAAUACCAAAUAGGAAGGUGUUUUCAGUAUAGUCUGGGCUCUUGAAUAGGAUGGGGGAGUUCUUUUAACAGUUGGGGAGUGUCUGAAGUCUGUUGGUCAAAUGAGAAAAGAUCCUGAAACAAAAAGGGAUUGAGUAAACAAGUGGAAGUAUGCAUUUUUUCCUUGCCUAGAUAAGGACUCUCCACUCCUUCCUUAGAUCUGUGGUGUCAAGAGGACGGAUUACCUCUUAUUUCUGCCCUCUUCUUGUUUGCUCUCAGCAUUUGUUAAUAGGAAACAUCAGUGUUUCAUAAAUUUCUUCAAAUUUUUCAAAUUAAUGGAUUGGUUUCCUAUUGUUUGUUCCACUGAAGGCAUAUUUAUGUUGACACUUGAAACUAAGAUGGAACUAUUUCUCAUCCAGAUACUAUGUUGUGUAAAAGAAGCGUGAAGACAGAAAGUAUUGUUUACUAAUAUUUGUGCAUCUUGCCUGUGUCCAGGACUCAUGGGAAAUACGAUUUCAAACUGAAGAAAAUAUAGUGUGCUUCAGGACAGUUAUUAGCUUAACAUUCAACUACUGCAUUGUUUAUCUUUUAAACUGGAUAGUUAACAUGCUCUUAUGAAUUGGAUUUUUUGCCAUUGUUAGUACGGAAGCCAAAUUAUGUGCGUGUUUCCAAAUAUAUACACCACUGAACUGGAGGGUAUAUUGAAAAAGAGCUAGAGACACUAUAUUAUAGAAGCUGGAUUUCAUUCUUAUGGAUGCAUUAUUUUCCAAAUGCAUUAUUAUAGAUCACUUUAAGGAAGUGAAAGACGGAUUUUCAUGUUUGAAAGAUCCUAGAAGCUGGAUAUAGAAUUUUUUCCUAUUGAUUCCAACUAUUUGGAAAAUGGGAGCUGCUACAAAGCUGGUGUUUGCUGUUUUUCUUAUAUCUUGUUCUUCAGGUGCCAUACUAGGCAGAUCAGAAACACAGGAGUGCAUCUUCUACAAUGCUAAUUGGGAAAAUGAUAAGACAAAUCGUAGUGGCAUUGAACAAUGCUAUGGUGACAAAGAUAAAAGACGACACUGCUUUGCAACAUGGAAGAAUAUUUCUGGAUCUAUUGAAAUUGUGAAAAAGGGUUGCUGGUUGGAUGAUAUUAAUUGUUAUGACAGAACUGACUGUAUAGAAAGGAAAGAUAGCCCUGAAGUGUUUUUCUGCUGCUGUGAGGGCAACAUGUGCAAUGAACAUUUUUUCUACUUUCCAGAGAUGGAAGUCACACAACCUACUUCCAAUCCUGUCCCAACUAAACCACCUCUGUUUAGUACCUUGCUUUACUCUCUCGGGCCUAUAAUGGGAAUAGCAGUGAUUGUACUCUUUUCAUUUUGGAUGUACAGACACCACAAAUUAGCAUAUCCUCCAGUACUUGUACCAACCCAAGACCCUGGACCACCACCUCCAUCACCAUUGAUGGGCCUAAAGCCGUUGCAGUUACUAGAGAUCAGAGCUAGAGGAAGGUUUGGCUGUGUCUGGAAAGCUCAGUUGUUAAAUGAAUAUGUUGCUGUGAAAAUAUUUCCAGUGCAGGAUAAAGAGUCAUGGCAAAAUGAAUAUGAAAUAUACAGCUUACCAGGAAUGAAGCAUGAAAAUAUACUACAGUUUAUUGGUGCUGAGAAACGAGGCACUAAUAUUGAUGUUGAUUUGUGGCUAAUAACAGCGUUUCAUGAAAAGGGUUCACUUACUGACUUCCUGAAGGCUAAUGUAGUUUCAUGGAAUGAACUAUGUCACAUAUCUGAAACUAUGGCAAGAGGUUUGGCUUAUCUCCAUGAAGAUAUCCCUGGUCUAAAAGAUGGCCAUAAACCAGCUAUAUCCCACAGGGACAUCAAGAGCAAGAAUGUAUUAUUGAAAAGUAAUCUUACAGCAUGUAUUGCUGAUUUUGGACUUGCUUUAAAAUUUGAGGCUGGGAAGUCAGCUGGUGAUACCCAUGGUCAGGUUGGUACCCGAAGAUACAUGGCUCCUGAAGUGUUAGAAGGUGCUAUAAACUUCCAGCGGGAUGCGUUUUUGAGAAUAGACAUGUAUGCCAUGGGAUUAGUUCUGUGGGAAUUAGCAUCACGAUGUACAGCAUCAGAUGGACCUGUGGAUGAGUAUAUGUUGCCUUUUGAGGAAGAAGUGGGUCAACAUCCUUCUCUUGAAGAUAUGCAGGAAGUUGUAGUACAUAAAAAGAAGAGGCCUGUUCUGAGAGAGUGUUGGCAGAAACAUGCUGGAAUGGCAAUGCUCUGUGAAACAAUAGAAGAGUGUUGGGAUCAUGAUGCAGAAGCCCGAUUAUCAGCAGGCUGUGUAGAGGAAAGGAUUAUUCAGAUGCAAAGACUAACAAACAUUAUAACAACAGAAGACAUUGUGACUGUGGUCACUAUGGUGACAAAUGUGGAUUUUCCUCCCAAAGAAUCCAGUCUAUGAUAGUAGCACUGGUCACACUUCUUGACCAAUAAGACUCAGCACUGGAACUGCCAAGUCAACUGGCCUGUUUCUGGUCAGUAAUUUUCAGUGUGAAAUAUGGUAAGUCUAUCUCUGAAGUGUCAAUAGGAAGAUUCCUCCUUGUACUUCUCCAGACAUGGAUCCAGGAGACUUACUGCAUAUGCCUGAGGAAAUGGCAAGAUAAUGUUAAACUUAUCUGAAGAACAUGGACCUAUCUCGGCUUGUCAGACAUUUUAAAAACUGACAUUGUAUUUCUUAACAUGUCAGACUAAUUCCUUAAAAUGAACUACUGCUAUUUUUUUUAAAUCAGACAUUUCAUUUCAGAUUUAAGAAAAAGGGUAACUUGUUUUUAUUGCAUUUGCUGUUGUGUUUAUAUAAAUGACUAUUGUAAUGCCAAUAUGACACAGCUUGUGAAUGUUUAGUGUGCUGCUGUUCUAUGUAAUCAAAGUGGGAUCUAGCAAAAAGGCUUCCAAGCAUUACUUAACCUCCCUCAACAAGGUAUACCUCAAUUCCACCUAUGCUAAAUUGAAUUGACAACACUAAUAAAACUGAAAUAAUAAAUUGAUCCAGAUUUUGUAAAUGA